CGGCCUUCCGGAGUUUCUCAUGUAGCCAACGGUAUAAUAGUCAGUGCUUGCUUGAAAAGCGUUCUCGGGCGACGUAGAUUGACGACAUCGGACAGUCCAGCCGUUUGAAUCUCGUUGGUAAGGACAGUCGAUGUUUGCCGCAGAGCCCCAUCCGCGUGUGAAUCCUGCAGUUGCAGUGACUCGAACUUGCCGACGGCUGCCAUUGGAGACGGCAGGCAACAAUUUUUCGGAUGACUCAUGACGCAGCGCGACGUGUUCACUUCAAGUUGGAAUGCAAGCGUUGCUAUUCUCGGUGGAUUGAUCGCAGCACUAGCAGCACUCGUUCCUCUUCUACUCGGCAAUUGUGGCAAACUUCUGCUGCAAGCCUGUUGCAUCACAGGACAAUUCGACACGUUGACUGUGGAUGUGUGCACGUAUUUAAUAGGCGCCAGCAUAGCGAUCGGUGCACGAGAAUCGCGUCCAAUGCCGCCAUUGAUUAGGAACUUCUGGAGGGUAGCUAAAGGACGAAACAGCUACCAUUUAGCGGUUGUCUUCAAUGAAAACAUUGUACCGUGCUGGCAUUUGCGUACUCAACAAGCAAUGCCAGGUCGGCUCGGUUAUUUGCUGUUGUGUCAAUUCAAGGAGGAGAUUCCGGUGGUCGAGCCUAGACCGUUGAUUGGUCAAAUAUUGUUCACUGAGCUUUUAUUCCUGAACCAGACGAUGGCUCUGCGGUCGCGAUUCUCGUCGCGAUGGGCGGCGUGUAUGCGUACUGCGCGUGUCCACCGCAUCUUCUCCACUGUUACGCCACCCAGGCCUUCAACAGCACCAAAGUCCAAGCGACGUGUAGUAUUGUCAAUUGACAAGCUCAAUUCACACGGCGAUGGUGUCGGCACCUACAUUUCCCCGGAAGGAGUGAAGAUGCAAGUGGUGGUGCCGUUUUCAGCUCCAGGUGACGAGAUUCAGGCCGAACUUUGGGAACGCGACGUGCAGUCUAGAGAGAAGUGGGCGGCAGAUAAGCCGCAGAGCGCAUGGCCGGUCUUCGGACAGCAAGUGGCACUGUCCGAGCCCAGUGGCCAUCGUACACAACCUCAAUGUAGCAAAUACUUUGGGAUCUGUGGUGGAUGUAAGCUACAGCACGUGAGCUACACGCAGCAACUUGAAGAAAAACAGGAAUGGAUCCAGGAACUAUUCGCCGAGCGGCGCCACUCACCAGACAUGGAGAUCCGUGACAUUUUAGGCGUGGAAACUGAAGGAGAACAGGGUGGGAUCUAUCACUACCGAAACAAAAUGGAGUUCACCUGUAGUACUGGUCGCUGGCUACUGGACGAGGACAAGCCAUCGAGCGAUAACAGUGAAGCUCCACGCUACCCCUUUACAGUCGGAAUGUUUCCUGUGGCUUCAGUGAGUGCUCGUCGAUCCAAGCAAAUCCACGGCAAGAGUAAGGCACGUCGGCGUCGUGCUACAGUGUGGAGUCCUCGAAUUUUGUCGUUGAAUGAGUGUCUGUUACAAUCGUCGGCUUGCAAUCGAUUGCUGCAACAACUCGUGGUCAGAAGUGAAGAUCUGGGGCUGCAAGCGUAUGAUUUCAACACGCACGAAGGCUUUCUGAAGCAGAUUGUAUUGCGUCGCGGUGUGAAUAGCCAAGGCCGCACAGAGAUCAUGUUGGGCCUGGUGACAACAACGUUUGAAGGAGAACAGAGUGAGCUGCUGAAAAGCAUCAUACAAGGCCUUGUAUGCGAGCAUGAAAAGGAUUUACUAGCCGAGACCGAAGAUGCCCCACGACUCGUGUCGAUUGUGGAGAGUUUAGACGGCGAAGCUCAACGACAUCGACGCCAGAAAGGCGAAGAGCCAGCCGAGAGUACUGGCGAGGAACGCGUUCUAUACGGCAGUUCGCACUUUGAAGACACGAUUCUAAAACACAGAUUCGAGGUUUCUUUCAACUCGUUCUUCCAGCCCAAUUCGAAUCAGGCAAGUGUGCUCUAUCGAGAAAUCCAGCACAUGAUAGCGGCGUUGCCAGAGCAACCUGUGGUCUGGGAUCUCUUCUGUGGUGUGGGUAGUAUCGGCAUUUGCAUGGGUCCUUACGCCAAGAAAGUGGUGGGAUUCGAGCUAGUUGAUGCGGCUGUGGAGCGUGCAAAGGUGAACGCUAGUCUGAAUGGCUACACUCCGGAUCACAUGCAGUUCUUUUGCGUUGACUUGGCCAAGAGCUGGCAGGAAGAGGAGUUUCUCAACAAGAUUGCGUCCACCUCGAAUGGUAGUUCCUCCUCUGAGCUACCAGAUCUGGUGAUUGUGGAUCCUCCUCGAGCGGGACUGCACAAAAAACUUAUCAAGAUGUUGCGUCGUAUUGCUCCGCGCCACAUUUGCUACGUAUCAUGCAAUCCCCACUCCCAGGUGCCUGAUCUUGAGGCGUUCUGCGCUAAGGCAAAGCCUGAAAUCGGUGAAGUUGGCACCUACCGAGUGCGAUACCUACAGCCAGUGGACAUGCUCCCCCAUACUCCGCACAUUGAGACGAUCGCAUGGCUUGAGCGGUGCGAUUAGUUAAAGAAACAGAAUAAAGUCUCUAUCAAUAGGCAUAAGAGGAAACUUAUCCACAAGAGACUAUUUCAGCCGUACGAUUGAAAGUAGAACGAGGAAUAUAUCGUUGGCGUCAUCUCUACCGCUCGCGACCG
This is a messenger RNA of Phytophthora nicotianae INRA-310, 2642 nucleotides long. RefSeq lists its product as hypothetical. Gene Ontology annotation, biological process: RNA processing. The transcript has 2 exons. The coding region runs from base 238 to 2511 and encodes 757 amino acids. Lineage: Eukaryota; Oomycota; Peronosporomycetes; Peronosporales; Peronosporaceae. The record is from RefSeq and is a predicted model, not a curated record.